UCACGAAUCAUUCUGACAGUGUUUGUUUUAUAAGUGAGCAAAAUAGGUGCAACCUUCUGAUAUACAUAUUUAUUUCACCAUAAAUAUGUUUAUUUCAACUUAAAUUUCGUUAAGUGCUAUUAGCGUAUUUUAUAGAAAUGGUAGUUAAGCAGAUUUUGGUGUGUUUGGCACUUAUUUCGUUAUGUGAUGGAUUAACUAUAAAUCUGGCCAAUAGUAAGUUAUGCCUCACAAGACUUCGCCUAAAAAUAGAGGCAAAUAUAACAUCAACUCGAGAGUAUGUUAGUACUCAACUUAUGAAUUUGGACGAAUUAAUAAGCCAUUUGGCUCUUAGAAUAGACGCCCAAGUAAACAUAACCAAAACUAUUGUCAACCAAAUGAGUAAUGAAGCACUGUCUGCUAACAAAUCAAUAAAGCAUUGUAUUAUAGGGCUGAAAUCUUUAAGUCAAAAUCUGGAUAUGUAUAGUUUAAAAUCAUGCAAAUACAUGCCGACUGUUAUAGAGGAUCUUCUUUUUGAGGCGAAAAAUUUGUCAAGGUCAUUAAUGGGAAAGAAAAGUGAUUGUUUGCUGAAUAACGAUAUUUUAAAUAUAGUUAAAAUUAACUUAUGUAUACAAGAUGCGUACAGUAUAGCUCUUACUGAAGCAGAAGCUAUAUUUGAAAAACUUAUAGCCUAUAAGGCACAGCUUGUGGAUGAGAAGCUAAAGUGUAUUGAACAAAACUUUAAUAUCAUUAGCUCAGAGCUUUGUUUGCUAAGUUGCCAAUUCAAACAAUGUGCAACCAAGAAUUGUAGAUCCAUACCAAAAAACAACUGGAUAUCGGAAGCAUUAAACCAAACUUCAAUACUGACAUAAAUGCUUGCAUAACCUAUAGUAAUGAGGUUUGUAGUAUAAACAUAUAACAGGUAAAUAGGGGUACCCCUUAUAAAUGAUAUCUUUUGGUAUUAUUGUCAUAUCGUCUAUUCAGAAAAUAGAAAAUUAUUUUUUAUUAAUAGAAAAUUAAAAUCCUUUGUUAGAUUUUAAAGCUUAAAAAAUCAUUUUUAGUAAAUACACAUUUUUAACAGUAAUAAAAAUUGUAUUUUUUUUAA
Messenger RNA from Anthonomus grandis grandis, 1081 nucleotides. RefSeq lists its product as uncharacterized. The coding region runs from base 138 to 848 and encodes 236 amino acids. The transcript is spliced from 2 exons. Lineage: Eukaryota; Metazoa; Arthropoda; Insecta; Coleoptera; Curculionidae. The record is from RefSeq and is a predicted model, not a curated record.